UUGAUGAGGGCAGUCGUGCGCCUCACUCUGUUAACGUUAUAGUGUGUCUGUGUCCUUUACACGUAAAUAAUAAACAGCAGUGUCCUGCCAGUGCCACCGCUUGCUGCUUCUAGAUCGUUGUGUCCGUCUUCACUGUGUUCUACUAAGUAUUUUAUCGACACAAAGAUGCUGGCUCCAAAUGUUAUGGAGGUUGGAAGUCCCCGCUCCCACAACUAUGGAUACAAGAAGGACUUCCGAACAGCGCUACCACAACUCCUCGCUGUAAGCGUCAAAAAUCUCCUCUUAUUAGGCUACGGCAUGACGCUCGGCUUUCCGACUAUUCUCAUUCCAGCUGUGAAAGACCCAAUAGAAGGAGAAGUUUUACAAUUGCAGAAGUCAGAAAUAUCUUGGAUAAGUUCCAUAAACUUGAUCUUGGUGCCGGUGGGGUGUGCGCUAUCAGGCGUGGUGGCAGCGCCCCUGGGCCGCCGCCGCGCCAUGCAGCUGGUCAACGUGCCGUUCUUCGUGGCCUGGCUGGUGUUCCACUUCUCGAGCUCGGCGACGCAUCUGUACGUCAGCCUGGUGCUGACCGGAUUGGCUGGAGGGCUGCUCGAAGCACCAGUGCUGACGUACGUGGCGGAGAUAACUCAGCCUCACUUGCGCGGCGCCCUCACAGCAACCAGUUCGAUGUGCAUUAUCAUCGGAAUCUUCACUCAGUUCCUCUUCGGACUCCUCUGCUACUGGAGGACUGUAGCUCUUAUUAACAUAACUUUUACAAUAGCUGCAGUCAUAGCUCUGUUCUUCGUGCCAGAGUCACCGCACUGGCUUGUGUCCCGGAAACGAUAUGAAGAAGCAAGAGAGAGUCUACAGUGGCUUCGUGGUUGGACAACACCAUCCUCAGUGGAGGGAGAACUCAUGGACAUAAAAGCUUUGUUUAAGGAAAGAAAUGAAUCAUCAGAUGAGGUAGAAACGUUGUGGGAACGUCUGUCUGCUUACACUGACAAAAGCUUCCUUCAUCCGUUUUUCUUGGUCGCGUACGCUUUCUUCGUUGGACACUUCAGUGGGAUGACGACGUUACAGACGUACGCAGUGUCGAUAUUCCAGAUGCUGCAGGCGCCGCUGGACAAGUACCACGCCACCUUGAUCCUGGGUGUGCUGCAGGUGGCUGGCUCGGCGUGCUGUGUCCUAGCCGUGCACACCACCGGCAAGAGACCACUCACGCUGUUCUCCACCGCCGCGGCCGGCACCUGCUGUCUACUCCUGGCGGCCUACGAGGGAUACCUGCGAAUGAUUGACCCCGACGACGUCCGGUCUCCGAGGUCCAACACAAGCAUCACCAACGGGACAAUGGACGUUACACAGGACUAUAAGAACCCGUACUCCUGGAUGCCCACAACUCUCUUGAUGGUGCUGGCGUUUGUCACCCACACCGGUAUCAGGUUACUGCCGUGGAUUCUAAUCGGGGAGGUGUUCAGCUCUAAGUGCAGGUCCGGAGGAGCUGGGCUAUCCAGUGCUGUGGGCUAUAUCUUCGGAUUCCUCACCAACAAGAUGUACAUCAGCAUGGUUGAGUCCUUGUCCAUCUGGGGCACCUACGGACUCUACGGCCUCAUCUGUAUAUCAGGAUGCAUUACGUUCUACUUCAUCCUGCCGGAGACUGAAGGCAAGAAGCUGAAUGAUAUUGAGGAUCACUUCGCAGGAGUCAAGAGGUUAUCCAACAGCAUUUACCGCUCUCAGAAAAAGGUGAUGAUUGGAGUUAUCAACCCAGCGUUCUCAAAUACUAACCAGAAUGAGAGCAACAGUAGCACCCGGCUGUAGUGACGAUCGGUGGUCAAAACCCACUCAAGAAGCAGCAACAAGUUUCUCAACAUUGGAGUAACAGGCAUAUACCAGCUAUGUCCUUAUACGUACUAAACUCAAACUAAUAAACACCAUACUACGUAUAUAUAUCAGUGCAAUAGUAGGUAAUUAAUGCAUCUAUAUACCUAUAUGUUAUUAACUUCAAUAUAUGUAUAAAUGGAAUACCUUAUUAAAUAUGUUUUACUAUUA
This is a messenger RNA of Leptidea sinapis, 2022 nucleotides long. RefSeq names its product facilitated trehalose transporter Tret1-like. Gene Ontology annotation, molecular function: transmembrane transporter activity. The record is from RefSeq and is a predicted model, not a curated record. Bases 166 to 1791 code for a protein of 541 amino acids. Gene Ontology annotation, biological process: transmembrane transport. Lineage: Eukaryota; Metazoa; Arthropoda; Insecta; Lepidoptera; Pieridae. The transcript is spliced from 14 exons. Gene Ontology annotation, cellular component: membrane.